GUGAGAUAUGGUAGGUUAGCUUAGUCUGUUUUGUGAUCUGUGUACGUGGUUGUAUCGUGUCGUUGUGUCGUUAAAUUCCUUCCGAUUUUGUCAGUUUCUUUUCCGCAAUUUCUUCCGGAUUAACAUUACAGAGCUGGGUAAUUGCAUAUUGCAAGAAACCAGUAGAAAAUGAAACAUGACCAAAACAGUUUUUUAGAAAUGAAAACUUAAAGAGAGAACGGAAUUUGCGAUUAUAAUGGAACCACCACUCACAAGCAAGAUUCUACGUGCCCCUAAUUUAAAAAGAGGCCAAGAAAAUAUUAGGAUACAAGAUAGAGUUAGGAUGAUUCAUAGGAGGUUCUAUAAAUACAUCAGCUCCAAAAACUGCACGAUGCAACUUUCUCAAAAGUAUAAACGUAGAGCAAUAAUUAACUAAAUUUUGAAAACUUGAAAAAGUGUCAAUUACGAAAGCAUGGUCUCAAGAACAAAGGGAAGGCGAAUCUUAUUUUGCAAAAACUACUACUACUACGCGACGCCACAAAGAAGAGCAUUUUAUUGAAUAUCAACAACUAGGUUACAUGACAGAAGUAGAUGAGCCGCUGAGUGUACCUUAUUGUUAUUAUUUACUUCAUCAUUAUAUGAGAAGAGCGGAAAGUCAGACCACUGAAACAAGAGUAGUGUUUGAAGCUUUCGCACUACAAGCGGAAAAUCACUAAACGAUAUUUUAAUGAGAGGACCUGUAAUACAAAAUGAUUUGUUUUCCAUUCUUAGGUUUAGAAAGUAUUCCUACAUUGUGUCUGCAGAUAUAACGAAGAUGUAUAGACAAGUUUUAAUAGAGGAGAAGCAACGAUCAUUACAAAGAAUACUAUGAAAAAAUCCUAAGGAAUCAAUUAAGGCAUUCGAAUUAAAUAUAGUAAUUUAUGGAACAUCUUGUGGAUCAUUCCUGACUAUUAGAUGUUUGUAUCAAUUGGAUGCUGAGUGCGAGCAAGAAAUCCGAGAUAGCCAAGAUCAAGUUAGAACGAGUGCUGGGUGUAACUGUAUCCAACAACGCAGCUCUUGAUUGCGACAUAAUUAGCGAGUUGGUUGCUUAUCCAGCUGGUUGCACUGUCGUUCUAUUUAAUCCACGGCGAAAUAGUCAAGCACAUGUUUUAAAUGCUUGCCGUAAGACUGUGACUUCAUUGGCACUCGCUGGGGACGGUAAAUUUUUGACCACAGGUGAAUGCGGUCAUAUGCCGAACGUCCGUGUAUGGGAUAUUUCUGAUCCGCAGAAUGCCGUGCAAAUCGCAGAAUUUCCAGGACACAAAUAUGGUAUUAACUGCGUGGUAAGUAAUGUUCGCGAUAACUUUUCAUUUUAUGUAUUUCAUUUUAUGUAUUCGUUUUAUAUAUUCGUUUUCCACUUUUAACUACUCGCAUCUUUCUUAUAUGUGUAAGAAAGAUAUUAAAAUUAUCUUUUCAAAAAAUAUAAAAAAACAUCAAGUCUAUGAUGUAUAAAAC
Messenger RNA from Pogonomyrmex barbatus (red harvester ant), 1473 nucleotides. RefSeq names its product WD repeat domain 62 (gene Wdr62). NCBI's taxonomy places the organism in Eukaryota, Metazoa, Arthropoda, Insecta, Hymenoptera, Formicidae. Gene Ontology annotation, cellular component: mitotic spindle. Gene Ontology annotation, biological process: centriole replication. Gene Ontology annotation, molecular function: protein binding. The record is from RefSeq and is a predicted model, not a curated record.